Geosmithia morbida is the source of this 372-nucleotide messenger RNA. RefSeq names its product nuclear pore complex protein Nup107. Lineage: Eukaryota; Fungi; Ascomycota; Sordariomycetes; Hypocreales; Bionectriaceae. The coding region runs from base 1 to 372 and encodes 123 amino acids. Gene Ontology annotation, cellular component: nuclear pore. The transcript has a single exon. Gene Ontology annotation, molecular function: structural constituent of nuclear pore. The record is from RefSeq and is a predicted model, not a curated record.
AUGGAGCCGCUCCUCAAGAAUUGGCUCCUCCCCGGCAUCCAAGGCGGCGACGAGGAACUCGGCGAGCUACGGCGGGCGUACCUCCCCGAGACGGUUCUGGCGUACGUCAGCGCCCUGCAGUUCGCGGGCACGGGCCUGUCGCGCGACUGGCUCCUGGAGUGCAUGAAUCUGGCGUCGCUGGUGACGGAGCGCGGAUCGGACCUAGAGGGCGCCUUUGUCGAGUCAAGAAGGGUCAAGGAGCUGCUGGGGGCCUUUGCCGCCAGCAGCAAGGCUCUGGCCAUAACCACGAGCGAGAAGAGGGCGGCGGGGACGGUGAACAAGAAGCUCCGGGAGAUGGGGUGGUCGAGAGAUUUAUGGUCUGUAAAGUCGUAG